GCCAUAGUGACAGAAGCGUCCGCCGGAAGUGAGGAGGAACGGAGCGCGAUGGCGGACGACGCGAUGAAAACGGAUGUGCAGCUGCCUGUGGCCACAGACCUCAAGAAACCUCGUCCAAAGAAAGCUCCUGAGCUUCCGAUUCUGGAGAGGAGAAACUGGCUUAUACAUCUGCAUUAUAUCCGCAAAGAUUAUGAGACCUGCAAGGCCGUUAUUAAAGAACAGCUGCAUGAAACUCAAGGCAUGUGUGAAUAUGCUGUGUAUGUGCAAGCUCUGAUCAUGCGGUUAGAGGGGAAGAUCCAGCAGUCUCUGGAGUUGUUCCAGAGUUGUGCCAUCCUCAACCCCAAAAGCUCAGACAACCUCAAGCAAGUGGCACGAUCCCUUUUCCUGUUAGGGAAGCACAAAGCCGCUAUCGAGGUUUAUAAUGAAGCAGCACGUCUCAAUCAGAAAGACUGGGAAAUCAGCCAUAAUCUGGGCGUUUGCUACAUCUACACCAAAGACUUCAGGAGUGCCGAAGAACAGUUAAACUUGGCAUUGCAGCUGAAUAAACACGAUCUGACCUACAUGAUGCUGGGAAAAAUCCACUUACUGCAGGGCGACACAGAGAAAGCCAUUGACGUCUACAAGAGCGCUGUGGAGUUUUCUCCAGAGAACACAGAGCUGUUGACUACACUGGGACUGCUGUACAUGCAGCUUGGGAAAUACCAGAAAGCCUUUGAGCACCUCGGAAAUGCUCUGACAUACGACCCCAAUAACUUCAAGGCCAUCCUCGCGGCCGGCAGUAUGAUGCAGACUCAUGGAGAUUAUGACGUGGCCAUGAAUAAGUACCGUGUGGCGGCGUACUCUGUCCCUGAGAGCCCGCCGCUCUGGAAUAACAUCGGGAUGUGCUUCUUUGGCAAAAAGAAAUACGUGGCUGCCAUCAGCUGUCUGAAGAGGGCAAACUAUCUGUCUCCGUUUGAUUGGAAGAUCCUGUAUAAUCUGGGUUUGGUUCAUCUCACCAUGCAGCAGUACGCAUCAGCUUUCCACUUUCUGAGCGCCGCCAUCAACCUGCGGCCGCGCAUGAGCGAACUCUACAUGCUACUGGCCGUUUUUACUAAUGAUGAUUCACACACACACACACACACACACAUUGCCAAAAAUCACAGGAGAUCUCAUCUCUUUCUCACACAGCUGGUUGAAAUGGCUCAGAAAUUGGGCGCCGCUCUACAGGCGGGUGAGAACCUGUACUGGAGCAAACCGGGCAAAGACGGCAAGACCAGCCAGCGGUCGUCCUCCAGCAAACCCAGCAGCUCCCAGCAGCCCCUGGGCACCAACCAGGCCCUCGGUCAGGCCAUGUCUUCAGCCGCAGGCUACAGCAAGAGCAUGCAGAUCACUGCAGAGCCCGAAGCGGAUGUGAGCAGCGCCCCGUCUCCCCCUACAGUCGAUCCCGGAGAGCCUGAGGACGAGGAUGAGGUAGAGGAGACGGCCGAACUCAAAGAGAAGAGUAACACAAGCGCAUGAUUACACCACCCUGCAUCGUAUUUGCUGAAUGAAAUCCAAUACUCGUUUUUUGCUCAUUUUGAGGUGCUGAUUCCAGAAAUAGUGCCAAGCAUGUCACAUUUUCUCACAAAAUAUGAUGCAUUUAAUAGCAUUCUGGCUUUUGACAACCAUUUGUAAGGU
This is a messenger RNA of Sinocyclocheilus rhinocerous, 1656 nucleotides long. RefSeq names its product Bardet-Biedl syndrome 4 protein-like. The record is from RefSeq and is a predicted model, not a curated record. Bases 49 to 1497 code for a protein of 482 amino acids. NCBI's taxonomy places the organism in Eukaryota, Metazoa, Chordata, Actinopteri, Cypriniformes, Cyprinidae. Gene Ontology annotation, molecular function: protein binding. Gene Ontology annotation, biological process: cilium assembly; protein localization to cilium. Gene Ontology annotation, cellular component: ciliary basal body. The transcript has 14 exons.